Messenger RNA from Microdochium trichocladiopsis, 1182 nucleotides. RefSeq lists its product as uncharacterized. The coding region runs from base 312 to 959 and encodes 215 amino acids. Lineage: Eukaryota; Fungi; Ascomycota; Sordariomycetes; Xylariales; Microdochiaceae. The record is from RefSeq and is a predicted model, not a curated record. The transcript has a single exon.
GCUGGCCAUUCGUCUCUUCGGUUCCUGGGCGGACAUGCAGCAGCACGACUCGUAAACAAUGAGUUGUCACGCCCUUGACAACGACGCUAGUGGGAAACUUCUGCGUAGCGGCCCAUUGUUUGUCGCGCGGUAGCAGGCAGGUGAGCAGAACUGUCGAGUUCGUGAAGCGGGUGCACACCACACGUGGGCAGAAUCUAGAGGCGCCAGCAGAUGCCAAGCAAGUCCUGCAGGACGAUUCAAGGUUGAAGGAUCUGGCCCCCGCUGUUGUGAACCAUGUCCUCCCGUGAUCGAUACCGACACCCAGGAUCCUCAUGCUCCCCACCUCGAAGUGCCACCAUAAUAAUGGUCAGUCCCAGGCGGCCCAUCAUGUUAAGUCGGUAGCUAGUCUUUGGCAAGUUUAUGCCGAGCUUGUCAGUGGCGGAAUCAUGCAUCGGAGGUCGAGGAUCCAGUCACCCUUGACGCUGAAAAGUUUUUUUUUUAUCCCGCUCGCAAAAGAAGACGGCGAAACAGCACAUCCAACAGCGUCCAAGGUUGCGGAAUGCGGUCCGACUCAACGAAGCACACAAAAUUUUCUCUCUUCGUGCUCCAUCGAAGGAACCAAGUCCAUGAAAGCCACCGAGCCCAAGCAGCCUCCAUGCCACCGGCGUCGUGCUCACAAGGGGAGUGUAUCCAAAUACCCGAGCAAAUUCUCAGUCAAGAUUGGCCUCUACUUGGAGCGAGGCGGAAUCUUGUCUCCGAGGAUGAGGAUCAAGAAGUAUUCACAGGAUCGCAGCCCCAGGCUACCCGCACUUGAAACAAACCUUUUGGCGGCGAAAAGCAAUGGGGGGGGGGCUUUUUUUUCUUCCUUUUUCAUUCUAGUGCAAGGUUCAGACAACACUGCUUACUCGAUCAAAUCGGGCCUCACGGAAGAUUAUGUCGCACCUGACGACCCGACGACGCAAGGGGAGGCCGGGAGCUAACAUGACAGUCGGCGGCCCGUGAGCAGAACAUUGAGACGCGUAAAGUCGCGUAGAGUGUGUCUUGAAAGGCCAUAUAUAUCGCGUCUGGCAUGCCCGAGACUCCAUGUAUCCCGAACGGGUGUUAAAGUGCUUGCAUGACGAAGUGGAACAGCUGUCUUGACUCUCGCCAGCCCCGUGUCUCAUACGGGGUGUGCUGCAAGAAACGAGGGGGGCUGAUGGUACC